AUGGCAACUUUGAUAUUGCCGAAGAUAAGUUUACUAAUGGUUGUGUUGUGCCUUUUGCUCUCAAAGAAAAACAGCAACAACCACCCCAUCACACUGAAUACGGUUCCCUUACAUUCAUUUUCCCAUGGCCCCAUCUCUUUAUCUGUGAAGAACAAGAACGACGAUUCUUCUUCUCGCUCUCUCCUUCAAUAUGAUUUCUACCGAAAUUCCUGCCCCCAUGCAGAGCGCAUUGUUCGUGCUGCAAUUCACCAUCUUUACCGCACUACACCCACUUUAGUUCCUGCUAUUAUCCGUCUUGCUUUCCAUGAUUGCUUCGUUCAGGGAUGUGAUGCUUCUGUUCUGUUGGAUGAUGAUGAUUACAUUGAUUCAGAGAAAGAGUCACCUCCAAAUGCAAAUCUCAAAGGUUUUGAAGUAAUCCAAACCAUCAAAUCCAAGCUUGAAGAAGCAUGCCCCGGGGUUGUUUCCUGUGCUGAUAUUCUUGUACUAGCUGCAAGAGAUUGUGUGGCUCUGAGUGGUGGCCCAUGCUAUCCAUUACGCACUGGUAGGAGAGAUGGUUCUAACUCUUUCUCUGACAUUGCAACAUAUGAGCUUCCUUCUCCCUAUGGUGAAUUAUCCCAAACCCUUGCAGCCUUCAAAUCAAGAGGAUUCAAUGAAAGAGAGAUGGUCACUCUCCAAGGUGCCCACAGCAUUGGUGUAUUCCAUUGCAAAUUCUUCCAAAAUCGUCUAUAUAACUUCAAUGGAACCAAUGAACCUGACCCUUCUCUAGAUACUGAAUUUCUAAAUCUACUAAGAUCAAGAUGCAGUUCCUCUAAUGCAUCAUCCUCUUCAGCAUCAAGUUAUACUUUCCAUGGCUCACAUUCUUCCUUAGAAGAGAAAGGAAUCAAUAUAGGCUUUGAGCAACAUCGAUCGGAGUUUGGGACAUUAUACUACCGCAGCCUGUUGCAAGGUAGAGGAAUCCUCUAUGCUGAUCAGCAGCUAAUGGAAGGGAAAAGAACCAAGAAUUGGGUUGAAACAUAUGCAUCUCAUCCUACUUUAUUCCAUCGAGAUUUUGCCCAGGCAAUGAUAAAACUCUCAGAUCUACAGGUCUUGACACUGCCUAUGGGACAGAUUAGGCUCAAUUGUUCAAAGGUUGCAUGACAGUGUUCCCAAGAAUAGAUGCUGUCU
Molecule: messenger RNA, 1164 nt
Organism: Abrus precatorius (Indian licorice)
Lineage: Eukaryota; Viridiplantae; Streptophyta; Magnoliopsida; Fabales; Fabaceae
Product: putative Peroxidase 48
Exons: 4
Coding region: 1-1137 (378 amino acids)
Biological process (GO): hydrogen peroxide catabolic process; response to oxidative stress
Cellular component (GO): plasmodesma; plant-type cell wall
Molecular function (GO): heme binding; peroxidase activity
Source: RefSeq, a predicted model, not a curated record